This is a messenger RNA of Funneliformis geosporum, 597 nucleotides long. NCBI's taxonomy places the organism in Eukaryota, Fungi, Glomeromycota, Glomeromycetes, Glomerales, Glomeraceae. The record is from the annotation of a GenBank genome assembly.
AUGGUUUUUAAAUUCAACCCAAAUAAAACCUUGAAAGACUUGGAAAAUAGAAUUAAUGAAUUAGAAGAAAGUAAAAAGAUUUACAAAGAAGAAAAUCAAUUGUUAUUCACCUUUUUGUUUGACGAAUUAGGUAGUAGUGAUUUAGAUAAUUUAAGAGAAUUAUUAGCAGGAAAGAAACUUACUGAGAUAAUAGAUGAAUCAGAAAAUCGGAGGCGAGAAAUUCAAAAUUUAACAUCAAAAAAAGGGGAGUCUUCAAAUUUAAGUUUCCAAUUCAAAUAUUUGGAAGAAAAGAUUAACGAACAUGAAAAAGAAGCUAAAGCCAAACAAGAAACGAUCAAUGAUUUAGAAGAAUUGGUCAGAGAACAAGGAAUAGCCGCUGAAGUCAAGAAAAUAACUAUCAAUGCAUUAGAAGAAAAGAUUAGGGAGCUAGAAGAACUAACCGAAGCUAAAGCCAAAACUAUUUAUGCUCUAGAAGAAAAGAUUAAAGAGCGAGAAGAAGAAGCCAAAACUAAACAAUUAACAAUAAAUUAUUUAGAAGAAAAGAUUAACGAGCGCGAAGUAGGAACCAAAAUCAAGCAAGAUAUUAUUAGCAAUUAA